GGGGCUCUCCAGGAGGAUGGUACCAGCAGACCCCCAGGAGAUUCUAACAAGAUAGAACCAUCUCUUCGUAGCCUCCAGAAGUUUGUUCCCACCGAUUACGCCAGCUACACGCAGGAGCACUACGUGUUCGCUGGCACAGAGAUCGUCAUCCAAGAAUCCAUAGAGAGCUACGGAGCCGUGGUGUGGCCAGGGGCUACGGCUUUGUGCCAGUAUUUGGAGGAACAUACAGAGGAACUGAAUCUCGGAGAUGCGAAGAUUCUCGAGAUUGGUGCUGGACCAGGCCUCGUCUCCACUGUGGCCAGUAUUUUAGGAGCUCAAGUCACAGCAACGGAUUUGCCUGAUGUCCUAGGAAACCUGCAAUACAAUCUUCUGAAGAACACGUCAAAGCGUGCAGCGCACCUGCCAGAAGUGAGAGAGCUCGUCUGGGGAGAGAGCCUGGAGCAGCACUUCCCCAGGUCCACGUUUUACUACGACUAUGUUCUGGCCUCGGACGUGGUCUACCACCACUACUUCCUGGACAAGCUGCUCGCCACCAUGGCGUACCUUUGUCAGCCAGGGACAGUACUGCUUUGGGCAAACAAAUUCAGGUUCAGCACCGAUUAUGAAUUCCUAGAUAAAUUCAAGCAAGUUUUUGACACAACACUCUUGGCUGAGUUUCCAGAGUCGUCAGUCAAAAUUUUCAAAGGAAUAUUAAAAUGGGAUUAAAUUAAACAGAGUGCCUUUCGAAACAUCAGUGUGUCUUUUGAGCAGUGUUAGAAAUCAUACUGUUAACAAAGGACUUUU
This is a messenger RNA of Lontra canadensis (Northern American river otter), 783 nucleotides long. It is a transcript of the gene METTL21C, whose product is annotated as methyltransferase like 21C. The record is from RefSeq and is a predicted model, not a curated record. Gene Ontology annotation, molecular function: protein-lysine N-methyltransferase activity. Gene Ontology annotation, biological process: peptidyl-lysine methylation. The transcript is spliced from 4 exons. NCBI's taxonomy places the organism in Eukaryota, Metazoa, Chordata, Mammalia, Carnivora, Mustelidae. The annotation marks the transcript as partial. Gene Ontology annotation, cellular component: cytoplasm; cytosol.